AUGAGUGACUGACUCAGCGCAGCAAUACGAUGGCAGACGACGAUGCAUCUUCGAGCACGUCGGCAAGCUCGGAUGGCGAAGACAUUGAGACAACAGGCUUGAUCGCGACUCGUGCCAAGCGUUCAACGGCGGGCAACCUUUACGCUGUCAUUCGCAACAACCUCGACGAUGAGGACGUGCGAAAGGAGCUGUUGGCCGAGGAUGAGACCGAAGAAGAUGCGCGAGAGUAUGAAGGCUCAGAGCCGGACGAAGACGACGAAGACGCACUAGAGUCAUCGAGUGAGGAUGAAGACGCGGGCCCGCCGCAGGAAGGCGAGCCAGAGGACUUGGCUGGCGAGAAGGAGGUGCGGAAGGCGGAGCGCGUGGAGCAGAGCAAGAAGCGCAAGGUGCAAGACGCUAGGCUGAAGUUGCCGUCAUGGCAGCGCAAGACGAAGAGGGUCAAGCUGGCGGAUGAUGUCAAGACGGAAGAUGGCGAGACACUCCCUGCGAAGCCGAAGAGUAAGAAGAAGAGCGAACGCGCCAACUGGCUCCCCACAGACGCCGACGCACCGCUCCGCCAGUCCGGGCGCGCGUUAGCGGUCGCAAGCAGAGAAGUCACGCACGCAAACCUGAAGCAGUCGUACGAGCGGUCCGAGAAACAGCGCAAAGUGAUGAAGGAUGCGGCUCAGCGGGAGAAUCUCAAAAAGCGAAAAGAUAUGUCGCAGGAGGACCGGAUGGCGCAGUGCGCUAAGAUCGCGCUGAAGACGGAUAAGGAGUUCGGGCGGUGGGAGAGGGAGGAGGCGGAGAAGCAGCGGUUACGGGAUGAGGCGUUGGCCGCGAAGCGGAGGAGGGGCGUUGAGGGUCCGUUUCUGAGGCAUUGGAGUGGGAGUGUGAUUUGGCGGGGGAGCAGGAUCGAGGAGCAGAGGGUGAGGCAUGGGAGUGUGAAGGUGGACGAUGUGGGAGAAGGUCCGAGUCAUGACAAAUUAGGUGGAGGAGGUAUGGUGGCAGACGUCUCGAGCGCAGUGCAAACAUCACCAACCGGCCAGCCGGACGCUACUGCGGUUCCGCCGAACGACAGUACUUUGCUUUCUGGGAUCCACGAUUACGCCGCAAAAGCAACAGAACCGCCAAACGACCAAGCAUCCAUAGCACAAGUAGGCGUGCCUCAAGCUGGGAUCACGAACCCUGCAGCUCCCGUGGCGCCUUUGUACCAACAGCCACAACCCACCGCACCACUCACCCAACCACCACCGGCACUUACCACCUUCCAACACGCCUACACCGGCUGGCCACCCAGCAGCCACCCCACUGUAGGCCCGCCACCUCCAGCACCCUUACUCCGCGAGCAAGCCCAACGCUCCCUCAUCAUGCUCGAACAAUUCCCCAACCUCGACCCCACCACCACAACCACCAAACGGUCCACCAAAGCAUCAGCCUCAACAACCCCCGGCCUCACCCCAACAGAAACAACCUCCAUCCUCCUCCCCACCGCCUACCCGCCCUUCACCUCCGACCAACUCCGCUACCUCCUCGCCAAACACUCCGCCCGCCGCCGCACAAUCGCCAACACGGACAACAUGCCCCCUCCGCCCGAAAAGGCGAAAUGCGCAAUCAUACCCAACCAAGACGCCGCGUACCGUGACCCGAAGACCGGGUUGCCGUAUCUGGAUUUACAGUGUUACAAGAUUAUCCAGAGGGUUUUGGGCGGAGGGUGUAUGUGGUCGGGGUUGUUGGGGGCGUGGGUGGGUCCCAGUCUGCUGAUGGGACGGCCGGCGAGGGGGGUGCCGGAGGGGUUUGCUACGGGGGUUGGCGCAGGGGAGGGGAAGGUGAAGGGAGAGGUGGGGUAAGACGUCGUGGCUGUUAACCCCAUCGCAUCAAGGUGGUGUUCGAACGCUAGAGUAGAUCAUCCGACAAUAGCAUUUCGUCGCCUGUGGUUUGCCACUCAUCGAACAGUCCUUCGACUCU
Molecule: messenger RNA, 1944 nt
Organism: Baudoinia panamericana UAMH 10762
Lineage: Eukaryota; Fungi; Ascomycota; Dothideomycetes; Mycosphaerellales; Teratosphaeriaceae
Exons: 1
Coding region: 30-1826 (598 amino acids)
Biological process (GO): regulation of DNA-templated transcription; chromatin remodeling
Cellular component (GO): nucleus
Molecular function (GO): ATP-dependent H2AZ histone chaperone activity
Source: RefSeq, a predicted model, not a curated record